CAGUGCCCCGAGGCAUUUGGGGGGACUGUAUAAAGCUUACCAAGAUCUGGGAGCUGAACAAUGUGUUCCCUGAUUCUUUCUCACUCAUCCUACCUGCUGCUUUGGCUCAUCCCAGUGGAGAACGAUGUCAUCCCAGCAGCAUCAAUACCCCUCCCAGCAGCCUCAGCAGCAGCAGGUGAAACAACCCUGCCAGCCACCCCCGGUCAAGUGCCAGGAGCAGUGUGCUCCCCAAACAAAGGAUCCCUAUGCUCCUCAAACCAAGAACCCAUGCACACCCAAGGGCACGGUUGUACCAGGCCAGCAGAAGUGCCCACCAGCCCAGCAGAAGUGCCCACCUGCCUAGCAGCCCAAGCAGAAGUAAAAGCCACUGGGACCCAUGCCUAGCCAUGCCCUCUCUCUGUGGGAACCAUCUAUAUAGAGAGAUUCCUCAUCUUCCUGUUUCCUUUAGACCCUCCCAUUUCCUGCACUAGGAGGCCAGUAGCUCCAACAGGUUCCCCUACUUUAGCCCCAGCCCUGCCUAAGCCCUAGGUGGGGCAGUAAAUCUGCUUACUCCAUGUUCUCUGAGACCUUGAGCCCAGACUUGGGAGAGGAGAGCUGACUCAGCUUUACUUUCACCGUCUUCUCCUUUCCCUCUCGUGGUCAGUCACAAGUCAGGCUCAACUCAGCAGCCAGAACAGCCCAGGUGGGAGAAUAUGAUGAUUUGGUCUGUCUCAGAUUCCAUUGCCCUGAUGGGAAGAUGGAAAGUCUAAUGUACAACUGCUCCUGAGGGUCCUCUCUCCCUAAUCCAACCCAUGUAUCCUUCCUUCCCUGACCUUCUCCUCCCAAUAAAGCCGAUGGUACAUGUUACCACAUGUCGCCUGGCCUGUUCUUUA
Molecule: messenger RNA, 872 nt
Organism: Vombatus ursinus (common wombat)
Lineage: Eukaryota; Metazoa; Chordata; Mammalia; Diprotodontia; Vombatidae
Gene: SPRR4
Product: small proline rich protein 4
Exons: 2
Coding region: 125-343 (72 amino acids)
Source: RefSeq, a predicted model, not a curated record